This is a messenger RNA of Mesorhabditis spiculigera, 282 nucleotides long. NCBI's taxonomy places the organism in Eukaryota, Metazoa, Nematoda, Chromadorea, Rhabditida, Rhabditidae. The record is from the annotation of a GenBank genome assembly.
AUGAAGCUGAACAAGCUGAACGUGCACCUACAUCGCAGUAACCUGCCCGACCUCGACCCGUCCACCAUCGAGGGUCUCGCCCCGCUGGCGAAGAACUUUGUCGUCCCUCAAGUCGGGCAAGGGCUAAAGCGCGGAAUACCAUUUCCGAUCAGGGACCAACUUGAAUUCGUGAACCCGACGCUGCGGGUAGACGAUGGGUACGUCGAGCUGGCCGCCGACUUCAUCCUCAACGAGGCCGUCCUCAAGAAAAAGAUGGCCGCCGCGUUCACUAACAUUAAAAUU